UUUUGCUGCGCUGACAAAAAUUUUCUUAAAAAUGUUUUCAUUCCAAAAUCAAAUAAAUCGACCAGCGCUAAUUGAAGCGGCUGCUUUCGGUCAUUUGGAUAUUGUCGUACUGAUGCUACGGAAAAACUUUAACGUGAAUGAAAAAUGUGAAAAUGGGGAAACGGCGCUCAUGGUUGCCAGCGCGGGCAGUUAUCUUGAUGUGGUAAAUGUACUGCUAAGCCACGGCGCUAGCUUGAAUGAGCAAAAUGUGGUUGGACAUACACCGCUGAUGAAGGCCGCAUUUGGCGGGCAUGUGGAAGUAGCCAAGCGUGGAGCAAGCAUCAACACCCGCUCCAAUGAGCACAACGAGUGUGCAUUGUCAGUGGCUAGUUACAAGGGUCAUCCCGAUUUGGUGUAUAUCCUACUGGAAGCUGGCGCUGAUGAUUUGAACUUCGCUCUUUCAGCGGCUUCAAAAGGUGGCCAAGUGACAGUAGUGGAGUUAUUAUUAGAAUACGGAGCGGAAAUCAAUAGUUCCACCUUUCCACUGCCAUCGCCGCUAGAAUGUGCAAUUUCCAAUAGUCACCUUGACGUUGCCACUUUGCUCAUUGAGGCCGGCGGCAACAUUAAUGGGGCCAUUUCAAAUGGCAACACAUAUCUAAUGAUGGCAGCUGGCAAGGGGGACCAGAGAAUGGUGGAAUUGCUAUUGGUGUACGUCUACACGCAAGUAGACGCCCAGAUCGUUGGUAAAAUUUAUUAUUAUAUAGUCUUAAGCCCCAUUGGAGAGGUGAAGCAUAUGAAGCGUUUAUAUACGAAAGAACAAAGACAACAACAACAAUAAGAAAAAGAAGAAGAAGAAGAAGAAGAAGAGUAAGAAGACUGACCGAAGAGUACGAUGAAGGCAAUGCAUCAAAUUAUAUUAAUAGAUCUCUAUGUGGAACCAGAAAUGAUUCCUCCGAAGCGAACAUCGGAAUGGUCGGAAUUCUUUUCACAAAGAAACCAAAACAAAAACAACAAUAAAGAGAGAG
Drosophila albomicans is the source of this 1004-nucleotide messenger RNA. Its product is annotated as ankyrin repeat and KH domain-containing protein mask-like. NCBI's taxonomy places the organism in Eukaryota, Metazoa, Arthropoda, Insecta, Diptera, Drosophilidae. The transcript is spliced from 3 exons. Gene Ontology annotation, biological process: innate immune response. Gene Ontology annotation, cellular component: cytoplasm. Gene Ontology annotation, molecular function: protein binding. The record is from RefSeq and is a predicted model, not a curated record. Bases 32 to 817 code for a protein of 261 amino acids.